Aspergillus thermomutatus is the source of this 870-nucleotide messenger RNA. RefSeq names its product RTA1 domain-containing protein. The transcript is spliced from 3 exons. Bases 1 to 870 code for a protein of 289 amino acids. Lineage: Eukaryota; Fungi; Ascomycota; Eurotiomycetes; Eurotiales; Aspergillaceae. Gene Ontology annotation, cellular component: membrane. The record is from RefSeq and is a predicted model, not a curated record.
AUGUCAUCUAACAACGGUUUCGUCCUCUAUCACUAUGAGCCCUCUCUGGCAGCAGCAAUUCUCUUUUCUGUCUUAUUCAGUAUCACGACACUGCUGCAUCUAUAUCAGCGUGUCAAGUCGGGGUCGACGUGUAUGAACCCAUUCAUCGUGGGUGGAUUCUUCCAAGUCACCGGCUACGGAUGCCGCGCCGCAUCGCACUUCUUUGAGACUUCGACCACACUCUAUGCCAUACAGACCCUUCUGGUCCUGCUGGCCCCGACGUUAUACGCAGCGUCGAUCUACAUGAUCCUCGGCCGGACGAUCCAAUUCCUCCACGCAGAGCGACUGAGUCCGGUCCCUGCGAAAUGGAUGACCAAGAUUUUUGUUGCAGGGGAUAUCCUCUCGUUUAUCCUGCAGGGGGCCGGCGGGGGCGUCAUGUCCAGCGGCUCUGUAAACUCCCAGGACAUCGGCACGUACAUCAUCAUCGCCGGUCUUGCUGUUCAGCUCCUCUUCUUCGGUGUCUUUGUCUCUGUGGCUUGCGUCUUCCACUUUCGAUUCUCCAAUUCGCAGACUGCAGGUACUGACGUGAAUGCCUCGGGGAAAGCGCCUUGGGUGCGGAGCUGGAAUGCUCUGCUCUGGGUGCUGUACCUGGUCAGCGGGCUCAUACUUAUCCGAAGUGCGUUUCGGAUGGUGGAGUUCGCGCAGGGAUUCGAUGGAUAUCUGAUCGGUCAUGAGAUCUUCAUGUAUGUCCUCGACACGGCGCUGAUGUUUGUUCUGAUGGUUGUGAUGAAUGGGUUUCAUCCUUCUGGUGUUCUGGGCAGGGUGAAAGGUGAGCUUGUGGAUUGUGAGAUGCUGGUGUCUCAAGGUAGAGACGCUGAGAGAAGGGUUUAG